CGAUUCGAUCUUUUGCAAAAAGUUCUCAAGGAGUUAAGUGAUUUCAUUUUUAGUUUGGAAAAAGGUGAAAAUUCUUUCAACUGUUGUAACAUCUCGGUAUACGGUUCGCUAUCAGUGGUUCAGUGAGUACAAUGGCUGACCAGCAAAUAAGCACGGUAACAACCACUGUGGAUAAUUCAACUGCAGGCACGGUUGAACAACGCGAAACACUAAAGAAUGGUGAAACGGCGACAUCGGCCGAUAGCGGCAAAGGGGCUGCUAAGGGCAAGAGGAAAAAGAAGAACAAAAACCUAAACGAAUCAGCCUCUAGUCAGGAAGAUGGAACUGGCGAUAGUGGGAGUGCCGUAUUUUCUACGGCCAAAGGCAACGAAUCUGUGGCAGCAUUGCCUGGCUCUGGACAAAUUACCAGUCAAGAUGUGCUUAUGAAUGUAAUUGAGCAGCUAAAAUUGAGUUCCCUUAAGCCGGCAAAAACUCCGGAGGAAGCCUUUAAUAAGAGCUUUAAAUUCUGGUCGACCCAGCCGGUGCCUAAAAUGGACGAAAAAAUUGUAGUCAACGAACCGAUAGAGGCGGAUAAGCCAAUCAGUGAAAUACGGGCCGAUCCGUAUACGCUGCCUGAUGGCUUUACUUGGGAUACGAUGAAUCUCAAUGAUCCGCUACAGCUGAAGGAAUUGUACACCUUGCUAAACGAGAACUACGUCGAGGACGACGAUGCCAUGUUCCGGUUCGAUUAUCAGCCGAAUUUUCUGCAGUGGGCUCUGCAGCCACCCGGUUGGCGUGCGGAAUGGCACUGUGGCGUUCGGGUGGUUAAAUCCGGCCGUCUGGUAGGUUUCAUUUCGGCCAUCCCGGGAACUCUAAAUGUACAUCAGAAAACUCAAAAAAUGGUCGAGAUUAAUUUCCUUUGCGUGCACAAGAAGCUGCGCUCGAAACGGCUGGCUCCGGUGCUGAUCAGAGAGAUUACCAGAAGAGUUAACCUUACAGGUAUCUUCCAAGCGGUUUAUACGGCCGGCGUUGUCCUGCCGAAACCGGUCGCUUCUUGCCGCUACUGGCAUCGUUCGUUGAACCCAAAAAAGCUGGUUGAGGUAAAAUUCUCGCACAUUUCCCGCAAUAUGACUAUGCAGCGUACGAUAAAACUGUACAAACUGCCGGACCAUCCGAAAACACCAGGUUUUCGAAAGAUGCGUGAGGCAGACCUCAAAGGGACUCAUCGUUUGCUAGAACGAUAUCUUACGUCAUUUAAUCUGACACCCGUAUUCGACGAAGACGAGUUCCGACAUUGGUUCUCUCCACAGGACGGAAUAAUUGACUGUUUCGUAGUGGAAGACCCGACCAGUGGGGAAAUCACUGACAUGGUUAGCUACUACACGCUGCCUUCCACUGUUAUGCAUCAUGCUGUACACAAGUGCGUCAAAGCAGCGUACAGCUUUUACAACGUCUCGACCAAGACACCGUUACUGGACCUAAUGAACGACGCGCUCAUUUCGGCUCGUAACCUCAACUUCGAUGUGUUCAAUGCGCUCGAUCUGAUGGAGAAUCGCGAUUUUCUGGUGCCGCUGAAGUUCGGCAUCGGCGACGGUAACUUGCAGUACUAUCUGUACAACUGGCGCUGUCCGACUAUGCAUCCGGAGUAUGUCGGUCUGAUUCUGUUGUAAAUCGCUCGGAUCGGCUGGUGUUGGCUGGUGACGGGACAAACUUUGUCGAUACGGACCAAAGCCGAAGGUAGCGAAGCGCGAGUACGAGGUUCCAGUCUGGCAAAACGGCCGAGCUUUUUUUCGCUGUGUAUUCUUUAUUUUUCGGAUGUUCAAUAUUAUUUGUCUCUUUUUUUUUAAUCUAAACUCAUCAAAAGUUUAAUGCAGACUUCGUACGAUAAACUGUAUAGUAAUGGCUCCUAUAUAUUUAUGUUGCUAGUUUGCAUAAUGUUAUAUAAUGAAGGAUUAGGGAUAUUUCUCUGAAUAACAUACAUAAUAGUGUAGCUUACUUCGUGUCUA
Messenger RNA from Sabethes cyaneus, 1985 nucleotides. RefSeq names its product glycylpeptide N-tetradecanoyltransferase (gene Nmt). The record is from RefSeq and is a predicted model, not a curated record. Gene Ontology annotation, biological process: N-terminal peptidyl-glycine N-myristoylation. Lineage: Eukaryota; Metazoa; Arthropoda; Insecta; Diptera; Culicidae. Gene Ontology annotation, cellular component: cytoplasm. Bases 132 to 1649 code for a protein of 505 amino acids. Gene Ontology annotation, molecular function: glycylpeptide N-tetradecanoyltransferase activity. The transcript has 4 exons.